Molecule: messenger RNA, 1089 nt
Organism: Fusarium sp. VM40
Lineage: Eukaryota; Fungi; Ascomycota; Sordariomycetes; Hypocreales; Nectriaceae
Source: the annotation of a GenBank genome assembly
AUGGCGACGAGUUCAAUCGAGCUCGACGGCGUGACUGCUGUUAUCGAGUAUCAAUAUGACGGCGCGACGCGAUUCUUGACGAGACCCGAUCCCGAACAUGCCUCGAUUCUAUUCACAUUGCAUGUCGAAGCGACUUGCGCCCUCUUCGACAUAGUGAUACCCAUCAGAUACAAGGACAAGACCAGCUCCAAGAGCAUGAACAUCCGUAUCAGCCCUCCAUCCAUCACCUCCCUCGGCUACUCCACCAAAACAACACUCCCUGACGCCAUCACGCCCAUCAUCCCCUCUGCGACGUGUCUUGAGUUACAACUUGUCGAGGCCAUUACUAUUCUUGUACCCAGCUUCAUCAAGGAGCCGGUUGCGGCGGCCAGGGCACGAUCGGGCAAGAUCCUCGACUCUCUACACGAACUGUCACACGCGACAGAUUUACGCAUCUACAUCCCCGACUCUGCACUGUCUGUAGACCAGCUGAAGUCCAUCAGCACAGCAAUCGAAAAACAACAGCUACAACCAUUCUCGGGUCCAGAUUAUGACAUUUCCCGAAUGUUCAGUGGCAGUGGUGCCAAGGUCACAACCCUCGCUGCACCAUUGCCGCCCUCGUACGAUAAAGUCGCGAGUGUCCAAUCGAGUGCUCCAUUAUACAACGAAUCCGCGACCUUCGAUCCGCCCAACACCCGCUCACGCAAGCGUAAACUAAGCCAAGAAGUGCUCGCCGAUGCCGACGCGAUCUGGAACAAGUUGCAGAAACUCGAGGCCAUGAUCAACCACCGUACAGCACAGGAUGACCAGGCUAGAGACCAGUCACUGCUCAUUCAAGUGUUGCGCGACGAGAUCGCUCAUCUACGAGAACAGCUAGCGUCAUGCCAGAAGAAAUGCGCGGACUUGGAGAUAGAAGUCGCGGGCUUGCGAGAGACACAAGCCAAUGCGGAUGAUACCGAGGCUGUGGAAUUGGCCGACAUGCGGGAAGAUAUCAAGACUCUGGAAAACAGGCUAGACUUUGUCGAGCGAGGGACGGAUGAUGAGGAGCUCGGCAAUAAGAUCAAGGUGGAGAUAUUCGAUGAGCUGGCAGCGAGGGUCAAGGGUGGCUGA